Cuscuta campestris is the source of this 1556-nucleotide messenger RNA. The record is from the annotation of a GenBank genome assembly. Lineage: Eukaryota; Viridiplantae; Streptophyta; Magnoliopsida; Solanales; Convolvulaceae.
AUCCAUGCUCUUCUGCUGCUUGGAAGAGGGAAACCACCGGCUCUCUCUGUGCGCACAUCACUAAAUAAAUACAAAAAGUCCAGUCGAUCCACUCUGGCUACUCAAUCCUUAGCUGCUGCAAAUAAGGAAAAGGCUCCCCGAAGGCCUGAGUUUGAACCACAGAUUGCUCUCUCAUCGGCGGUCACACUGUACUGUGUUGAUUAUGGCGACUUGUUUUCAUUUGCAGUCACUCUGCUAAAGAUAUAUACACACACACACACAUACAUGGAGGAGGAAAAGGAUGAAAUCGCAAAAGAUAUCACUGAGUUGAUAGGAAAUACCCCAUUGGUGUACCUCAACAAAGUAGUGGAAGGUUGCGUAGCACGCGUUGCUGCCAAAUUGGAAAUGAUGGAGCCCUGUUCAAGCGUCAAAGACAGGAUUGCAUACAGUAUGAUUAAGGAUGCCGAAGAAAAGGGCCUAAUUACACCCGGGAAGACCACACUCGUAGAGGUUACCAGUGAAAACACUGGCAUUGGUCUUGCGUCUGUUGCAUCUGCUUGGGGAUAUAAGCUUAUCAUUGUGAUGCCGCACACAUAUAGUCUCGAGAGAAGGAUUAUUCUGAAAGCUUUUGGAGCUGAACUACACCUCACUGAUGCAGCCAAGGGAUUUGAAGGCGUCAUUGAAAAGGCCCAAGAGAUAAUGGACAAGACGCCAAACACUUAUUUCUUGCGCCAGUUUGAGAAUCCUGCUAAUCCCAAGAUUCAUUAUGAGACAACUGGACCUGAGAUAUGGAAAUGCACUGAAGGAAAUGUGGAUGCUCUAAUUGCCGGGAUCGGAACGGGAGGAACUGUCACAGGGGCCGGAAGGUUUCUCAAAGAGAAGAAUCCAGACAUAAAGGUAUACGGUGUUGAGCCUGCUGAUAGUGCAGUUUUAAGUGGGGGAAAUCCAGGAAAGCAUAAAAUCCAAGGUAUUGGUGCUGGUCUUGUUCCUGCUGUGUUAGACAUCAGUAUACUUGAUGAAGUGUUUACCGUAACCAAUGACGAAGCAUUUGAAAUGACAAAGCUCCUCUGCCUCAAAGAAGGUUUGCUGGCGGGCAUUUCGUCGGGGGCUGCAACCGUUGCUGCUAUCAAAGCUGCUAAGAGGCCAGAAAAUGCCGGAAAACUCUUUGUCAUAUGUCUUUCUUUCUUUCUUUCUUUCUUUCUUUAGAAGGGCCAACCAAUUCGAUAGUAUCUUACGAUAGUUUGUCAGAGAGCUUGCAUUUGCAUUUGUAUUUGCAUUUCAUGCUUUGUUGCUGCUUAUUAGCUUGCUCAUUUUCUCAACUUGGGGUUUAAUGUGCUUAAACAGGUUAUAUUCCCGAGCUUCGGGGAGCGUUAUCUCUCAACUGAGUUGUUUGAUUGGGUGAGGGAAGAAGUAGAGAAUAUGAUAGUCCAAUAAAUUUUUCAAUCUCCCCUUGCAGUUAUAAGCUUUCUGAGAUCAUGGGACCGAUCGUGUCCCGUGUAACCGACCACAUGCUCAGGGUACCCCUGGCCCGUGAGCCCUAUGACCAUUGCAGCAUUCAAUAAAAUUUGAGGUGAUGG